UCAUAAACCUUUUUGUUUUUUCCCUCCCAACUCAUAUCAAAUCAACAAAACAAACCCAGAAUCCAUAUAGAAUUCUAGCUUUACAUGAUUUCUUCUCCCACUCCGCGUCUUCUCUCUCUCUAGACCUCAGCUCUUUAUGUUUCUCUCUCCACAAUGCAGAGACAAUCUAGCAACUCCCGCCCCACAGACCCACCCCAGAUUCCACAGUCCAGAGCGAUGUUCUUCCAGAGAAGGAGAGCAGAGAGAGGCCCCAUUCUCCCACUGCACAAUAAGGAGAAUUUGGGCUUACGCUCCUCCGAAGUUGCCGUCCAUUUCAUCCCUAUACUUGUCUUGUCCUGCCUCUUCAUACUCUGGUGGUUUUCUCAUCCGGUUAAGUUGGAGAUGAAGACUGGCCGACUUGCAGCCACUUACCAAAUUGCAGUGCAGGACACACCGUCCAAUCUUACCGACGAGGUAUUAACCGUUCCGCCUUAUCCAUGGAUUUCUGAAGUGCAGAUGGCGAGCAAUGAGAGCACAGCAGAAUCAGCAAGAACAGAAGGAGAAACUGUAUAGGCUGUUGUA
This is a messenger RNA of Sesamum indicum (sesame), 561 nucleotides long. NCBI's taxonomy places the organism in Eukaryota, Viridiplantae, Streptophyta, Magnoliopsida, Lamiales, Pedaliaceae. The record is from RefSeq and is a predicted model, not a curated record.